Messenger RNA from Salvia miltiorrhiza (redroot sage), 1077 nucleotides. RefSeq names its product histidine-containing phosphotransfer protein 1-like. NCBI's taxonomy places the organism in Eukaryota, Viridiplantae, Streptophyta, Magnoliopsida, Lamiales, Lamiaceae. Gene Ontology annotation, cellular component: cytoplasm; nucleus. The record is from RefSeq and is a predicted model, not a curated record. Gene Ontology annotation, biological process: phosphorelay signal transduction system; phosphorylation; cytokinin-activated signaling pathway. The transcript has 6 exons. The coding region runs from base 356 to 814 and encodes 152 amino acids. Gene Ontology annotation, molecular function: histidine phosphotransfer kinase activity; protein histidine kinase binding.
AGCCAGACAAAUAAAAGUACAAUUAAAACGAUUUGCGUUUUUCCCAAAAUAAAAGCUUACGUCACAUCAUUGGACUGCAACAAGACGAAAGAAUUAUCAUUGAAUAAUUUCCACUUUAGACGAAAAACUUAUCAUUAAUAAUUUUCACGUAAGACGAAAAAACUAAUCAUUAAUUAAUUUCCACUUAUGAAUACUUAAUUACCACUAAUUACCUGUCUAUUGCUUUGGCAAGUCAAUUUCUCCCACGUUUAAAUCACACCCUUUGUUACUCAAUCCGAUCUGCAAGUGACAAAAAGGAAGCCUUUGAUUGCGUUGUGCGUACGGUUGAAGAGAGAGAUUUUGAGCAGAGAGAGCUAUGGAGAUUGUGGGGCAGCUGCGGAAACAGUAUGUUGACUUCUCUACUUCUCUUUAUCGCGAGGGUUUCUUGGAUGAACAGUAUCUACAGCUGCAGAAAUUGCAAGAUGAGAGCAACCCUGAUUUUGUGUGUGAAGUUGUCUCACUCUUCUUUGAGGAUUCUGAGAAGCUUCUGAAUAAUUUAGCAACUGCUCUUCAGCAGCAGGUUGUAGAUUUCAAGCAGGUUGAUGCCCAUGUUCAUCAGUUCAAAGGCAGCAGUUCAAGCAUAGGUGCGCAAAGAGUGAAGAACAUGUGUGUUGCAUUCAGAAACUUCUGUGAAGAGAAGAACCUCGAUGGGUGUUUGAGAUGCUUGCAGCAAGUAAAGCACGAGUACUUUCUUGUAAAGAACAAGCUCGAGGCUUUGUUUAGGCUGGAGCGACAAAUUGUGGAAGCCGGUGGGACAGUUCCCGCCAUAGCAUGACUUGUUACACAUGUGACUGAAAGCAUCUGUGGUAGUUGUAGAUCUGAAGAGAUUGAGGUGAAUGUUUCGUGUGAAUUAAAUUCGAUUUUCGGUUACAAAUCUUGUGCUCGAGUUAUGGCUUCUGUGUAAACAUUCUGCAAAUGCCAUGUAGCUGUUAAUACUGUUUUCCAUCUUGUUCUAUAGCGCUAAUGCCUGUAUUUUCAGACAGGAAAUCUGCUUCUUACUGAAUAUUAACUUCUUAUAGGUAGAUUGAUUCAUUAAAA